AUGGGCAAUAAGACAUCUAACAUAAAGGCAAGCCAGAUUGAGGCUAUUUUGUCGCCAGAAGAGCUAAGACGGGCGAAAAACGCAUUUUGCAUAUUUGAUCAAGCUGGCCUUGGAGAAGUCGAGAUCGGAAACAUUGGGAGAAUGAUGCAAGGACUUGGCUGUUCAGUGUCAUAUGCUGAAAUUAGUGUCAUGACAGAAAAGGCUAACACGCAUAUAAGUUACAUUGCUAAUUUAAUUUUUAAACCUAAUUAAAAUAUAGAUAAUAAUUUUUGUAAAUGGUAGAGUAAGAUAAAAAGAUCAUUCACCCUGAAGCAGUGGCUCCAAAUGCAAGCCCGGCGAAAAAUAGAACAACAAUUCAUAACUUGGCUUAAAUUAUUAUUAGCGAGCAAUGUCUGCUUUUCUUUUCCCUUACGUCACUCAACUCUUUGCUGAUGCAAUUUAUGGCCUAAAGCCAUGUGCUCGCCUCAUUCGGAUGAGGGGAGGUAGAAACGCUUGGUCGCCACGCCGCAUGUCAUGGGGUUACUUUUCCGAAAAUUCGAAAAGCGAAUUUUCUCGUCAGGCUAUAGGCCAAACUGAAAUUUGUAGCUCAGGUCACAACUCCUGGUAUCGUGUAGGAAAUUGCUUGAGUGGUCAAGCGAAAGCCCUCUGGCCUUGCUAAGCUAUCUUUUUCCAACUUUCAAGUUCCAUACUAAAAGUAAAACCUUGCUAUGGCAUGAGCUUGCUUUUGGUCAGCCCUACAUUGCGCUCCACCAGGCCAAGUAAAGCCUGGCCUGACAUUCUUAUCAGACGUUGCUCUCCCUUCCAUAAGGUCCCUGAACUACCGCAUGGUAACAGGUCUGAUUUAUCACCAUUUAUUAUAUGGAGAACAACAAUUCAAAGAGAAAAUUGUUGAUGCUUAUAAGGACUUUGAAAGGUGCGGAUCAAGCAAAAUCAGUAUAAAUGAUGUCAGAGAAACUAUGGCCUCAUUUGAAGGGAAUAUUUCUCCAGCAAGAGUCGAAGAGAUCCUAAAUCCCCCCUCCGUGAGUAAACAAAAAAAUUUUGUUGACUCACUGUGGUUGGAUAAUUUUUAUUUAAUUUGUAAAAUUAUGUUUUAAAAUGCAAUUUUUUAAAAUUAAACAAUAUCAGCUAGAGAUUUCACUCAUUAUAUAUCAAUUUUUUUAUAAAACAUUUUUAUAUCUCACGAAGGUAGGUUUUUUGGCAAAAAAUAGGAGUUUUUCCAAUGGUUUUGUUCGCUCAUGAAGGAGGAGAGUAAGGGAAUCUGUACAAAAUGAACCGUUAAGUCCAAGGUUCGAUGAAUUUCUUAAAGUUGUUGUGGGGAAAUAA
This is a messenger RNA of Blepharisma stoltei, 1323 nucleotides long. NCBI's taxonomy places the organism in Eukaryota, Ciliophora, Heterotrichea, Heterotrichida, Blepharismidae. The record is from the annotation of a GenBank genome assembly.